CCCACGGGGCGGGGACAGACAUCCGGGUAACGUCAUCACGCCCCGGCCAGGACGUUCCAGCCCCAGACCGGAGCCAGCCGGUGACUGAGCGCUGUCUUGGUUGUCUUGUGGCCGCCGUGGGUCGCCGGUAACGAAACCCGGGAGCGGACGGUCCUGACAGUGAAAAAGCAGUCUGGCUCCCGAGGUCCACUCCCUACACCCCAAGGUCCAGAUGGCGGCCAACGUGGGUGAUCAGCGCAGUGCAGAUUGGUCUUCUCAGUACAGCAUGGUGGCCGGGGCCAGCAGAGAGAAUGGCAUGGAGACCCCCAUGCACGAGAACCCUGAGUGGGAGAAGGCCCGGCAGGCCCUGGCCAGCAUCAGCAAAGCGGGCGCUGCCAGCAGCUCCAAAGCCAGCAGCAGUGGGUCUGUGGCCAGUGCACAAUACGUGUCUCAGGCAGAAGCCUCGGCUCUGCAGCAGCAGCAGUACUAUCAGUGGUACCAGCAGUACAACUAUGCCUAUCCUUACAGCUACUACUACCCUAUGAACAUGUACCAGAGCUAUGGCUCUCCUUCCCAGUAUGGGAUGGCCAGCUCCUACGGCUCAGCUACAGCCCAGCAGCCAUCGGCUCCCCAGCACCAAGGGACUCUGAACCAGCAGCCUCCAGUCCCUGGCAUGGAUGAGAGUAUGGCCUACCAGGCUUCCCCUCAGCAGCUACCUGCAGCCCAGCCCCCUCAGCCCUCAAACCCCCAACAUGGGGCACAUGGUCUAAGCAACGGCCCUCAGCCUGGAACAGCCCCAGCCACUCAGCUCAGUCAGGCAGGGGCACCUACAGGCCAGGCCUACGGGCCACACAGCUACAGCGAGCCUGCCAAGCCCAAGAAGGGUCAGCAGUUGUGGACACGCAUGAAACCAGCCCCUGGGACUGGAGGUCUCAAGUUCAACAUCCAGAAGCGGCCAUUUGCUGUCACCAACCAGAGCUUCAACUCCAAUGCAGACGGUCAGCACAAUAGCUUUGGCCCCCAGCCCAGCUCUGAGAAAGCUCAGAACCACAGUGGGCCUUCUGGCCGGGGAAACCUGUCUGGGAAGCCAGAUGAUUGGCCUCAGGAUAUGAAGGAAUAUGUGGAGCGCUGCUUCACUGCCUGUGAGUCAGAAGAGGACAAGGACCGGACAGAGAAGCUGCUCAAGGAGGUGCUGCAGGCCCGGCUCCAGGAUGGCUCUGCCUACACCAUUGACUGGAGCCGAGAGCCUCUGCCUGGACAAUCUUGGGCUUGGUCCCUUUCCUGCACCACAGUGGCUGAGUUGCCGGGGCUGACCAGGGAGCCUGUGGCUGAGAGCCCCAAGAAGAAGCGGUGGGAGGCCCCUAGCAGCCUUCACCCUUCCAGGGGGGCAGGCUCGGUGACCAGGGGCGGGGGUGCCCAAUCCCAGCGAGGGACACCUGGGGCUGGGGGUGCUGGCCGAGCUCGGGGUAGCAGCUUCGCCAAGUUCGGCAACCGCAACGUCUUCAUGAAGGAUAACAGCUCUUCCUCCAGCACGGAUUCGCGCUCCCGCUCCUCAUCCAGGUCCCCCACCCGACACUUCCGGAGAAGUGACUCCCACUCAGACUCUGACAGCUCCUACUCAGGGAACGAAUGUCACCCUGUAGGCCGCAGGAAUCCACCCCCCAAGGGUCGGGGUGGUCGCGGGGCCCACAUGGAUCGAGGUCGAGGCAGAGCACAGCGUGGAAAGAGACACGACCUAGCUCCCACCAAACGCAGCCGCAAGAAGAUGGCAGCGCUCGAGUGUGAGGAUCCAGAGCGUGAGCUGAAGAAGCAAAAGAGGGCAGCCCGCUUCCAGCAUGGCCACUCACGCCGUCUGCGCCUCGAACCUUUGGUGCUGCAGAUGAGUAACCUGGAAAGCAGUGGAGCUGACCCUGACUGGCAGGAGCUGCAGAUUGUGGGCACCUGUCCUGAUAUCACAAAGCACUAUCUGCGGCUCACCUGUGCCCCAGACCCAUCAACUGUGCGACCUGUGGCCGUUCUGAAGAAGUCUCUGUGCAUGGUCAAGUCCCACUGGAAGGAGAAGCAGGACUAUGCCUUCGCCUGUGAGCAGAUGAAAUCCAUUCGGCAGGACCUCACAGUGCAAGGCGUCCGGACAGAGUUCACUGUGGAGGUAUAUGAGACCCAUGCCCGCAUUGCCUUGGAGAAGGGUGACCAUGAAGAAUUCAACCAGUGCCAAACACAGCUCAAGUCGUUGUACGCGGAAAACUUGGCAGGCAAUGUGGGUGAAUUUACUGCAUACCGAAUCCUCUACUAUAUCUUCACCAAGAACUCUGGAGACAUCACCACGGAGCUGGCAUACCUCACGAAGGAGCUGAAGGCAGACCCCUGUGUGUCCCAUGCAUUAGCACUUAGGGCAGCCUGGGCCCUGGGCAACUACCACCGCUUCUUCCGGCUCUAUUGUCAUGCACCUUGCAUGUCUGGCUACCUUGUGGACAAGUUUGCAGACCGGGAGCGCAAGGCCGCCCUCAAGGCCAUGAUCAAAACCUUCCGCCCUGCGCUGCCCGUCUCCUACCUGCAGGCCGAGUUGGCCUUCGAGGGCGAGGCCGCCUGCCGGGCCUUCCUAGAGCCCUUGGGCCUGUCCUACACGGGCCCGGACAACUCCAGCGUGGACUGCCGCCUCAGCCUGGCGCAGCUGCCAGCCUUCUGAGCACCCAUCAAGCACGGGCGGGGGCAGGGCUGUGGCCCAGUGCCGCCUUUGCGAAUUAUUUUGUUUUUGAGCCAUGGACAUGGGUUGUAAAUUAAUUUGUGGGGAGUGGGCUCCAGGAAGAGCCAACAUCCCUAGCCCCGUUUCCCACCGGGGACCUGUACAGAGAUUUUUCUACGUUUUUAUUUUUUGUCUCAGAGGGGAUAAUUGGGAGAAUAGUGGAGGAGGGUCGGGUGGGGGCUACAGUUUCUGUGUCCACCUCUCAACUCCACUAAUGCUGUCUCAGUAUUUUUUCUCUCUCUCUCUCGAGCUCGUACUCCAGCACCUGACCCUGCGUGCUGGCCCAUCCCAUGUUGGGGGGCCAGCAGAAAGAAGACAGGCCGUCCAGCCCAUACCCGCCAGCAGCGGGGCACCAGCCAGCCACACCCAUUGCCUCGUCUGCCUUCAUAGACUCUUGCUGCCCAGCCUUUGGGGCCUCAGUGUUUGGGGUGAGGGGAGCUGUUUAAAGACUAUGCCCCACCUUCAACCCCUCACCCCAGAAAAGCCAGCCAGCAUCACCGACACAGCCAGACCAGCGCCACACCGCACUGAGGACUCCAAGGCCUUCGCGGGACCAUGCCGGCCGGGCUGCCUCGUCUUACUAAAGUUGUAUUAAGUUGUCUGAGUGUCCCUUCCUCCCUCUGCCCCAAUGUUUCUUCUGAUUUUUUUUUCCCUUCCCUCCCUUCCUCUUCCCCUUCCCGCUCCCUGGUUCAACACAGGUAAAACGGUUACCCUCCCUUUCCUCCCCUCUGCCUUCAUGGAUCACCAGCUCACGUCAUGUUUCCUUCUCUUUUCUCUGUGUGUGUGUUUAUUUAAGUUAUUUUUCUUUCUCCCCUUUUCUUUUCAACCCUUCUCCCUUUCUGCCAUGUAACUGGAGGAUGUGCUAUGAGGUUGCAAACAGCUGGACUGUCAGGCUGCUUUUUUUCCAGAUGCCUCCCUGCCUCCCUUCCCUACCUCUCCCUUCCCUUCCUUCAUUCACCUUGAGCAUUGAGUACAGUACAUUUUGGAAGCUUGAAACCAUUAAAGAGAGAGAGAGAGAGAG
Messenger RNA from Acomys russatus (golden spiny mouse), 3743 nucleotides. RefSeq names its product leukocyte receptor cluster member 8 (gene Leng8). Gene Ontology annotation, cellular component: nucleus. Bases 212 to 2665 code for a protein of 817 amino acids. The transcript is spliced from 17 exons. NCBI's taxonomy places the organism in Eukaryota, Metazoa, Chordata, Mammalia, Rodentia, Muridae. The record is from RefSeq and is a predicted model, not a curated record.